AUGACCUCUGUAAUCCUCGUGAGCCCCAUCGCCUUCGGGCCAAAUCCGAAGACAAAGGACAACGCCUUUAUUCAGUCCAUGCACGUCGGCAACGCGAAGGCCGACAUGGAUCGCUCGCAAGUCUGCGCGCUUGUCACAGAACUAGAGUCUUUCUUCAAGGUGAACUGCGGCAUCCGAACCGUCAUCGUUCACCAAUCCCGCGAGCCGAAACUGUACCGGGUGCCGCUGGAGGAGCGCGGUGAGAGUGUCUGUCUCGCGGACAGCCUCUCCGUCCACAACGUCGUCGACAACAACGGCGUCAUUCAGCGCCACCUCGUUGUCUUUUACCCAAUGAACCCGCUCCGCCAAGGUGAGCUGGCUCCCAAGCAGCUCGUGAAACACAUCACCAAGGCAGCCGAGGAGAACGCCGCGAUCGAGUUGAUUGAUCUGCGGCCUUUCGAGGAGGAGGGCAAGUACCUGGAGGGGUCCGGCUCUCUUAUCUUUUCGCCCGGCGGCAGGUACGUGUACAUGGCCGUUUCUCAGCGUAGCCAUCCCGAUGUCUUGGAGGCGCUGUGCCGACCAGAGAACCUGAACAUUCCUCCUCAAAAUCGCUUUCUUCUGCGCUGCAAGAGCGCGGUACCGCACACGAACAUGCUGGGGUGGUGCGGCACGGGUAUCUGCGCCUGGGCCAUCAGCAGCCUUGUCUUCGAUGUGGAGGAGGAGGAGGUGGCCUUCUACGAUCACCUCGCCGCCGCCUACUCCUGUGUCCUUGAACUAAGUGAGGCGGAGCUGAACAAGUUUGCGGCGAGUGCGCUGGAGGUGCCUGUGCAGCCACAGAGUGAGAGCGCAGGCAACGCGCACUACGUCUUGGUAAUCUCAGAAACGGCCCUUGCGGGACUCACUUCCAAGAACCGUGAGCUGCUCAUAGACUGGUACGGCGAAGAGAAUGUGCACAUCUUCUACGGUGAAGUCCUUGAGCGCCGCUGCGGUACCUCGCUGCCUUCCUGCAUUGCCGCCUCCUACACACUGGGGUCUCGGCCGCCAUUGCCAUCGCAGCCGUCCACAAUUGAGGUGCUGCGGCUCGGUACCGAUAACUGA
Messenger RNA from Leishmania mexicana MHOM/GT/2001/U1103, 1077 nucleotides. RefSeq lists its product as hypothetical. The transcript has a single exon. The record is from RefSeq and is a predicted model, not a curated record. The coding region runs from base 1 to 1077 and encodes 358 amino acids. NCBI's taxonomy places the organism in Eukaryota, Euglenozoa, Kinetoplastea, Trypanosomatida, Trypanosomatidae.